AUGUCUUUACCGAUACGAGAAGCAGCAAAGACAAGUAUCUUGUCUAUGAAAUGGAGAGACAAGUGGCGAGGUCUUCCGAAUCUUGUAUUUGAUCAUUUUUCCUUCCAGGUAUCACCUGGUAAUGCAGCACUGAGUAGGGCUAAAGUGUUGUUCAAUAUCUAUCAAGUUCUUUUACUUCAUCGUGGCCCCAUUCCAAAAUUUACUCUUUCUAUUCCUGAGUUAGGAAGCUGUCCUGAGAUUGACCAAUUGGUAUUUUUCCUGCGUGACAAACACAUCCAGGAAUUUACCUUUCACAGUUGGGGUAUGGGACGCCACAAGUUGCCUUCAUCUUUCUUUUCAUACGAGCAACUGAGACACUUGAACCUAGCUUUUUGUCUAUUGAAAGCUCCACCUACAUUUGGAGGAUUUUCUAGGCUCAUUUCCGUUGAAUUUCAAGCAGUAGAUUUUGCUUCCAAUGUAUUUGAAAGUUUCAUCUCUAAAUGUCCUUUACUUGAACAACUCACAAUAGAUGACUGUCCCAAUAUUGGCUGCCUUGAGAUUGAUGCUCCUAAUCUCAAAUCUUUAACCUUCCAUGGUGUUUUCGAGUCUAUUUGUUUCAAAAAUGCCCCACGCCUUGAUUUUGUUGUGAUUGACUCAAUCUUGCAACUCCAUGGUGAAAAUGCUAUGUAUAACAAAGGGCAUGCCUCUAAUAUGAUUAAGGUUUUGGAAGGUCUACCUGCUAUUGAGUACCUAUGUAUCGGUUAUUUGUUUUUGAAGUACAUGGCUGUAGGAAAAUCGCCACAAAGGUUUCCUGCUAACAUUAACCAUCUAAGAGUUAUUGAAGUGCCUAAUAUGUGUUUUGGCAAGAUGGAGGAUGUAUCUUGUAUUCUUUGCUUGAUUAUGAGCUCCCCUAACUUACAGAAACUUGAGCUUGCAGCAACUUGUUUUGAAGAUGCUGCAGCAACUGAUGUUUUGGAACUUUUUGAAGAUCAAGAACUCUCAGAUGAUUCUUUGAAACAACUUCAAGAAGUGUGGAUAAACUCCUUCAUUGGAGAAGCAGCAGAACUAGAGUUUGUAAAGUUCCUGUUAGCCAAAUCGGUGGUGCUUGAGAAGAUACUGAUUCAGCCUCCACCAGGAAUUGUUGCUGAGGAGGGGCUAAAUAUUUUGAGACGGCUGACUCGAUUUCGACGUGCAUCCUCUAAGGCAGAAAUUAUAUACGUAAAUCCAGAUGAAGAUAGGGCCACGAUCGUAUCUCCUGUAGAUGUUUGUUAUCAGCUAGGUCCAAAGACUGAUGCAAUCAAGUCAGAAUUGCAGUCAGUUGCUUAG
This is a messenger RNA of Dovyalis caffra, 1305 nucleotides long. NCBI's taxonomy places the organism in Eukaryota, Viridiplantae, Streptophyta, Magnoliopsida, Malpighiales, Salicaceae. The record is from the annotation of a GenBank genome assembly.